AUGCCGUCAAUAGAUCAAGAAAUACCACCGUCGCCGACUUCACUUUCGCCGUCUUCACCAUCAAUAAUAGACAAGAUAUCAUCAGUUAAAAAUGACGACAACAAUCGCACCAAGCUUUAUCUGAUAUAUUCUUUAGACCAAGUCAAGAUCCAUGACAAACCUAAUGACUUAUGGAUGAUAUUAUAUAACAAAGUGUACGAUAUAACUAAUUUCACCUCGGUUCACCCUGGUGAUGUUGAAGUAUUACUUGAUUGUGGAGGUGCUGACGCGACUGAAGCGUUUGAGGAUGUUGGCCACUCAGAUUUUGCAUUUCAAAUGUUGAAACCUUAUUUAAUAGGUGAAUUGCAAUUACUGGAUAAAAAAAAAUAUGAAAGCAAAUUAUUAUCUGCACGGAAAAUUGAAGUCACUUCUGAUAAUAAUAACACCAACGGCAUUACUAGCAAGAAGGGUAAUACUGAUAACAAUGGUAUUCUCACUAAUGGCAAACACAUUAAAACUAAAAAAACCAAUAACAAUUCCAACAACAAUGACAAUAUAACCACUAAAGACAUCCAUCGGACCGGGAUCACCAAAAGCAAAAAGAAAAGGCGAAACAAUAAUAAACCAAACAAAAUUAGAGAGCAUUUCAGAAUGCUAUCACUUGGUAUAUUGGCGCUUGUUUCAUUGAUAUUGUUUUUAUACAUCCAAAGGUUUAGAUGGUUACAUAUGUGA
This is a messenger RNA of Candida albicans SC5314, 711 nucleotides long. RefSeq lists its product as uncharacterized. Gene Ontology annotation, biological process: sterol biosynthetic process. The transcript has a single exon. Gene Ontology annotation, molecular function: heme binding. Gene Ontology annotation, cellular component: intracellular membrane-bounded organelle; endoplasmic reticulum membrane. The record is from RefSeq and is a predicted model, not a curated record. Lineage: Eukaryota; Fungi; Ascomycota; Pichiomycetes; Serinales; Debaryomycetaceae. Bases 1 to 711 code for a protein of 236 amino acids.